AUGUCGACAACACAACCCUGCACAACUCCAAUAGGAGAUUAUUGGGAGUCGGUGAACAACACAACACUUGAACCCUCGAUGAAGCACGCACUGUCACCGGUAUUGAAAAGCACUUUUCCAGUAUCUAAAUGGGAUCUUAAUCUAUAUGCAAUAUUACGGGGACUAUGUCCUGGGUUUUGUGAUAAAAUAUUUUAUUUAUGGCAUUUUAAUAGCCGGCAUAAAACAAUCGCUGUCAUGUGUUGUGCGAAAGCUAACGAAAAUCGAGAAUCGGUAACAUUGAAUUUAUGCUGUCCUAUGCUAUAA
This is a messenger RNA of Clunio marinus, 303 nucleotides long. Lineage: Eukaryota; Metazoa; Arthropoda; Insecta; Diptera; Chironomidae. The record is from the annotation of a GenBank genome assembly.